AUGCCGUUGUAUAGAAAUCGCAUAUUUCCUACGGAUACAGAUCAAGCAACGAGCACCGAAACCGAAUAUCGAACACAUUAUCUAUCACCGCGACGAGAAGAUUAUAUACCUCACGUUGCUCUACCAAAAAUUGGCACCAAUCGGCUUCCAUCACGUAGUCGUUCAUUUGUCUCAUUUGAUAUCGAUCCAAAUUACAUGUCGAAAACAUCCGAAUAUGGUCUAGGAUUUACUAAUCAUCGUCCUAAACGACCUUAUUGCUUUCAUGCUCAACCCACUCAUAUAUUCGAUCCUUUACCAACACCUUCGACUUCAAUGUCAUCGUUACCUCAAAUAAAAUCAAGUGAAUAUCAAGACCGUUUCGUUAACCUUCGUACGCCUCGUAUAACAAGCGAUUCCACUUCGUCACAUAUAACAUCUCAAUCUAAUACUCCAUAUGGAACAACUUCAAGAAAAGAACGAAUGACUCGUAGUCAAUAUUUUCACGAACUUAUCACCGAAAGUGAUCGAUCUAACGGCGGACAACGAUACGUUGGAAAUAGUGAACAACGAACUGCUUUUCAAUGGCCUUCUCCUGCACCAAAAGAUACAUCUCAUAUAUAUCAAUCAACUGCUCGCGAAUUUCUUCAUAUGAGAAAUUAG
Molecule: messenger RNA, 639 nt
Organism: Adineta ricciae
Lineage: Eukaryota; Metazoa; Rotifera; Eurotatoria; Adinetida; Adinetidae
Source: the annotation of a GenBank genome assembly